Messenger RNA from Melospiza georgiana, 767 nucleotides. RefSeq names its product phospholipase A2 group V-like. NCBI's taxonomy places the organism in Eukaryota, Metazoa, Chordata, Aves, Passeriformes, Passerellidae. Gene Ontology annotation, biological process: phospholipid metabolic process; arachidonate secretion; negative regulation of T cell proliferation. The transcript is spliced from 4 exons. The record is from RefSeq and is a predicted model, not a curated record. Gene Ontology annotation, molecular function: calcium ion binding; phospholipid binding. Bases 98 to 589 code for a protein of 163 amino acids.
UUUGGCUCAGGCAGAGGGGAGCAAGCUAUAUAAAGCAAGCAGAGCUGGCUGCAGGGCACUGCAAGCCAGCAGGGCUUUCCCAGGAGCCGUCAGAAGGAUGAACUCUCUCCUCGGCCUCUCCAUGCUCUUUGUGUGGGGCUUGUCCCCAGCCCACGGGAGCCUCUUGCAGCUGCACCAGAUGAUCUCACAGGCGACAGGGAAAAACGCUUUUGUGUACUACGGCUUCUACGGCUGCUACUGCGGGCUGGGGGGCAGGGGGCAGCCCAAGGAUGCCACAGACAGAUGUUGCCAGCUGCACGAUGCGUGCUACGGCAGCCUCCUGAGGCACGACUGUGAUGCCAAGGCACGUCCCUACUACUACAGCUGGCACCACGGCAGGCUCUCCUGCGGUGAGUACGGCCCUGCAAGAGGGGGUGCCAUCCCCCCAAGGCCGGGGCUGACCCUGGGCUCCCCCUGUCCCGCAGGUCAGGGCUCCCGGUGCGACUUCUUGUCCUGCGAGUGCGACCGCAGCCUGGCGCUGUGCCUGAGGAGAAACGCCUGGAGCUACCAGAGACGCUACAGGUUCUACCCCAACUGGCUGUGCCGGUGAUGGGAGCUGGGAUGCGGCCCCGAAACGCCAGGAGCCACCAGAAACGCUACCGAUUCUGUCCCAACAAUCUGUGCCCGUGAUGGGAGCUGGGAUCGCCCUCCAUCCCUCCGCCUGUGCUGGCCACACCAGAGCCGCUGUAAAUUAAACCAGCGCGGAAAUAAACAGUGCUCUUGUUCAA